AAAGGGGAGGAACCUGACCCGCUUAGCUUGCACCUCCACUGCCGCUGUCAUCCCCGCUGUCUCCGCCGCUUCUGUCUCUUCCCCGCUGAGAAGAUGACCGUGGGGAGGUCUGCGGGAGCCUCCGGCGGCGCUCAGUGGAGCCGUCAGAUAUUUCCCCCCAAAUCCUCCUCAGACACAGAGGCAGAAGAGGAGCUGUGUGGGAAUGGGCUGGUUUUGCCCAGGGCUGGCAAACUCAGUGAGUUCAUCAGCCCAGAGGAGGAGACAGAUUCUACUUCUGACUCAACUGCGAGUUUUUACGAGACCCUGCAGGCACUAAGGCAGAAAGACAGGUGGUGCCUGUUGGAAUCCCUUUAUCUGUCUGACCCAGACAGUGAUGAAAGCCUCUCUGAAGAUGAUGAGGACCUGGAGAGUUUCUUCCAAGACAAAGGCAGGGGGAAGCCACAGGUGCAGUCCCCCCGCUCUCCGAGGUGUGGCUCCAUGAGGCGCUGCAGCUCCUUGAGCAACCUGCCCGCCGAUCUUCCCAAGGCUCAGCCUCAGCCACCCUCCAGCUCCAGGCCUCCCUCCCAGCACAGAAGCAUCAGCUCCUGGACUUCAUCCAUCACCGUCCCUCAGCCGUUCCGCAUGACGCUGCGCGAGGCCUGGAAGAAGGCCCAGUGGCUGGCCUCCCCUGCCUCCUUUGAGCAUGAGAGGCAGAAGGCCCAGAAGCAGGGCCAGGAGGAGGCCGAGUGCCACCGGCAGUUCCGGGCACAGCCUGUGCCUGCGCACGUCUACCUGCCCCUCUACCAGGAGAUCAUGGAGCGCAACGAGGCACGCAGGCGGGCAGGGAUCCAGAAGAGGAAGGAACUGCUCCUCUCUUCCUUGAAGCCCUUCAGCUUCCUGGGGAAGGACGAGCAGCGAAAGAAAGCCAUUCAACAGAGGGACCUGGUCGCCACAGCUAAGGCCCAAGUCCCCAAGCAGAAGGCCAUCAGGAGGAUCCCCACAGCCAUUCUGGAGCCAGCCCUCGGGGACAAACUCCAGGAAGCUGAGCUCUUGAGGAAAAUUCGCAUCCAGAUGAGAGCCCUGGACAUGCUCCAGAUGGCCUCCUCCCCCAUUGCCUCCUCCAGUGGCCGGGCUGACUCACAGCCUCGAAUAGCCACCCGGACCCGGGAGGAGAAGCUUGGGUUUCUGCACACUGACUUUGGAUUCCAGCCUCGGGUGAAUCCUGCCGUCCCUGACUAUGAAGAACUUUACAAGGCCUUCCAGAAAAGAGCUGCCAAGAGAAGAGACACCAAGGAGGUGACUCGCAACAAGCCCUUCUUGCUGAGAACCGCCAGUCUGCGUCGUAUUCCUCGGCCCUGUGAUGCUGCCGCCUCUGAAGGGAGGAGGGAAUCUCCACAGCCACCCGGCACACCCCUGCCAAGGAGUCGUUCUCUGAGUGGGCUUGCUUCCCUCUCUGCCAACACCCUCCCCGUGCACAUCACAGACGCCACCAGGAAGAGGGAAUCUGCAGUCAGAAAUUCACUUGAGAAAAAGGACAAAGCAGAUCAAAGUACUCAGUGGUCGGAGAUGCACAAAAAGAAGUGUCAGGCGAUAUCUAAAUCUGUGACCUUGCGUGCCAAAGCCAUGGAUCCCCAUAAAAGCCUGGAGGAGGUGUUCAAAGCAAAGCUGAAAGAGAAUCGGAACAAUGACCGUAAAAGAGCAAAAGAGUAUAAGAAAGAAUUGGAGGAAAUGAAGAAGAGAAUACAAAUAAGGCCCUAUCUCUUCGAACAAGUUACCAAGGACCUUGCCAGGAAGGAAGCAGAACAACGGUAUCGAGACACCCUGAAGCAUGCUGGGCUGGAUGAAGACUUUGUGAGGAACAAGGGUCAGGGCAACCGGGCUUUACAGUGGAAGGAGCAAUCAGAAGUCCGUGAUUGUCCCAGGUAGUCCGUGUUAUUGUGUCUGCCUGAGGCUGUGAGUGAGCAUCUCCCAGACAAGGACACUCGGAAGCCAGCUACAGGUUCAAGAGAACAAAUGUGCUAUUACUGGACUUUCUGCAUACACAAAUCUGACCAUGUCAUACCCCAUUUAAAACCAUGCAGUGGCUACCCAGUGCCCCCAGGAUAAAAUCAUGUCCUAUAAGGCCCUUAAAGAGAAGAACCAGCUUGUCUUUCCUGCUCUCAUUUUUCCAUCCCACACCAAUCUCUCCAUUCCAUGUCCAUCACACUCAACCCUUUGUGGUUGCAUAGUCAGGCGUGCUCCCUCUCCUUUGUACACAUUGCUACCUUUACGCCUGUUCAAUUUCUUCAAAUCUCUCCCACUUCUCCAUCAAGAUGAUUGCUAUUCAUCCCUCAGGUCUCAACUUAAACUCUAAAACUUAUUCCCUGACUUCCCCCAAGACUAACACUACUACCCGGUAUAAAAAUUGCCAGUUCACUGACCUGUUGCCCUUCCCAUUCUAAACUGUACAGCACAACUCCAGGGGCAUCAUUUACAUAGCUAUGGAGUUAUGAAAGGCAGAGGUCCUAACUCUGACUCUAAGCUCUUUGAGAUAGAGAUUAUAUUUUGUUUACUACUGUAUAACUAGUACCCAGCAGAGUGCCUUGCACACAUCAGGUACAUAAUAUCUGUUGAAUGAAUUAUCUUUAUUCAUCUGGCAUUUAUUUGGGGUAAUCUGGAGUGCUUCAAUUAAAAAAGGUAUUUAGCAGUAUGGGAGAGAAAAACUCCAAAGUUUCAAAUAUAAAAAAAGAAAACGUUGGGGGCUUCCCUGGUGGCACAGUGGUUGAGAGUCCGCCUGCCGAUACAGGGGACACGGGUUUGUGCCCUGGUCCGGGAAGAUCCCACGUGCCGCGGAGUGGCUGGGCCCGUGAGCCAUAGCCGCUGAGCCUGCGUGUCCGGAGCCUGUGCUCAGCAAUGGGAGAGGCCACAACAGUGAGAGGCCCAAGUACCGCAAAAAAAAAAAAAAAAAGAAAGAAAACGUUGAGUGUUGUGGAUUGGUAUGUCAGGAUAAUAAUUUGUACUAGGUACAAAAAGAAGGGGAUGACUUUCCUGAACUAUUUCAGAGCAACCCAAUAGUUAAUGCAAGUAUUUCUUUUAUAGAAGAAUCACAGUUAAUAAAAGCAGAAGAAAAAAGAGAAUAAGGUAUCACUGUUUUGCAAGCCCUAAUGAAAAAACAGAUCUAGGCCAUGAUCAGUAAUGGUUGCCAAAACUUUUACAUAACCCACUGGUCAAUCUUGAGAUCAGUAAGAGGAGAACAACCAAAUAUCACGUGUCUCCUGAUGAGAGGUAGUAGGAAGCAAGAGUACCACCUAUAAAAUAUUCUUGCCAAGAGGAAAAACAAACGGUAAUCUAAUCAAGCCUCUAAACGUAAUUACCAGUUUUCAGGAAGUCUGUGGAUAGAGAAAUAUAUCAAACAACAAAAGGAGUCAAUCAACCAAAAUCAGAAUGUGGGAAAUGCUAUAAGACAAACAACCCAAUUCCUUAAAUAGAUAAUAGCCAUACUGAAAAAAAGAGGGGGAGGACUAUUAGAGAGAAAGAGAAUUAUUAACCAAAUGCAAUGUAUAGGCUUUGUUUGAAUUCUAAUUCAAACCAACCAACCAUAAAAAGAUUCUUUCUGAGAAAAAAUUCAGAAGGCUAAGAAUCAGAGGAUAUCAAUAAAUUAUUGUUAAUUUUAUUGGGUAUAAUAAAGAUAUGAAAAAAUAACAGAAAUAUUUACAGAUGAAAUGUCUAUGAUUUGAUUUAAUACUGCAGUACAAAUAAAUACUGCAGUACAAAUACCGCAGUACAAAUAAAACACCAACAGCAAACAGUAGGAAGGAAGUGAUAAGAACAGUAGAGUUAAUUGUUGAAGAUGGGUGACAAGUACAUGGAUUCACUAUACUAUUCUCGUUCUCAGUAUUUAUACUCUUUGAAAACUUCCAUAAUAAAACAUUUUAAAUAGAUAAACGAAGAGGGGAACAAAUAAAGGAAGACUCCACAGGUGAGACAUGUUCCAAAGCAGUUACCAGGAGCAGGUGACUUAGGAAAGAACCAAAUACCAAAUAGCAAAAACUUUCAAUAUAACAUAAGCAAGACUGAGACAAUGGGUCGCAAUGAUGAAUACAAGGAAAGGUCCUGGAAGAAACAUUAGCAUGCAUGCCCAGAGCCUUCUGAUCCUGGAUAUCCUCAGAAAUAUUACAGAAAAAUUGAGACCAUUCAAUAUAGGAGGCAGAGUCAUUUGAAUGCUGUAACAGCGGACUGUGGUCUACAGGCUAUAAUGAAAGGAAAAGUGAAAGAUACUAUAACACCAAAGCCAGAAUAUACAGGCUUUGGCAAAAGCUUAUGCAUAUGAAACAAGCUCAUGAGGAAGUAAUCUACCUCCACGACAUAAGGCCAAUAAAAUAUCCUAAGAUUCUAGAAGCCCAACUGGUUUUCAUUCUGUUUUCCGGGUCAGAGCCAAAAAAACAGAGUAA
Globicephala melas (long-finned pilot whale) is the source of this 4409-nucleotide messenger RNA. RefSeq names its product FAM161 centrosomal protein B (gene FAM161B). NCBI's taxonomy places the organism in Eukaryota, Metazoa, Chordata, Mammalia, Artiodactyla, Delphinidae. Gene Ontology annotation, cellular component: cilium. The record is from RefSeq and is a predicted model, not a curated record. Gene Ontology annotation, biological process: cilium organization.